Messenger RNA from Chelonus insularis, 2990 nucleotides. Its product is annotated as serine/arginine repetitive matrix protein 1-like. The record is from RefSeq and is a predicted model, not a curated record. Lineage: Eukaryota; Metazoa; Arthropoda; Insecta; Hymenoptera; Braconidae. Bases 396 to 2957 code for a protein of 853 amino acids. The transcript has 8 exons.
UUGAAAUUCGCACAACAAAUAUUCGUGCAAUUUCGGUAACAUUCGACUGUGUUCAGCAGCAACGUAUUCGACAGUAGACAAAUGGACCUGACUUCUGGUGUUCUGAACAAUUUUAGGUCAAGAGCGUAUCUAAUUCUACUACAUUUUCUCCGGUUAAAAAAUAAUGACGUGAAGUGAAAAUUCAUAACAAAAUUCAUCAUCAAAUUCUAUGAGUGUAUUCAUUAUACAAAGUUUUUUGUGGUAACUUAUUUAUUAAUAUAAGCACAAAUCAUGAAAUGUUUAUGAGUGUUGAUUUUAAUUCCGUUUAUAUAUAAAUUACGUAUAAUAGUGUUCACUGCAUAAACUCUCGAAUACUUCUGAGAAACACGAUAAACAGAAGUUUUUUUUACUAAAAAAUGAUGGUUUCGAAUAAUCAAAAAAGUAAACAUGAUGAUGAUGAAGACGAAGAUUUGGAGGCAUUGAGACUAGCUGCUUUACAAUCAUUGAAAUCAAAAUCGACGACAAAUACUAAGCCUUCCUCGGUAUCCAUGCAAUCUGCUAUUUUACAAGUGAAUACAACUUAUCCACCUUAUAACAGCAAACAUAGAAGCACUCGAAAAGAAUAUUACACUUCAAUUAAGAGCCUCAGACCAAAUGUAAAUAUCUACCAUUUUAGUAGAAAUAAUCAGAAUUUAAUAGAAAUAGUUCCAGUGGAAGAAAAUGUUAACAAUGGACAAAUCGAAAGUUCUCAAGUGAUAAAUUCUAAUUCACCUUUGAAUUCUGACGAAAAAGAAGAUUCCAAGUUUCAACGUUUUAAGGAUAAUGAAAGUACUUCCGAAGAUGAAGAUCAAAUAAAUCAGAAACAUUCAAAUGAUCUUAUAAACAAAAAAGAAAAUGCUAGUGAAGAUAAUGAAGCAAACAAGGAAAACCAAAGCGGUGGUGAGGAAAGUUCACGUAAAGCCGAGAAAAAUAACAAAAUUAUUGAAGACAAUAAUGACGUAGAAAAUGAAAAAAAUAACAAUGAUAAUGGUGAUAAUAAUGAAGAAGAUGAUGAAGACGAUGAGGAUGGUGAUGAUAAUGACGAUGAUGAUGAUGUACUAUUAAUGGCCGAUCUUGAAGAAGAAGACAGUUUGGAAAGGCUAAUGGAUGAAAUGGAAAAAGAAAUGAAAGGAGACAAAUCAGGUGAUAAGAAAGAUAAAAAGGCUCUUAGAAGAGAAAGUAGAGAAAUGAAAAAACACCAUGAAUCAAGAGCUCGGAAACUUCGAGAAACUAUAGAAAAAACUGAUAAUUCGUCUUCAGGAUCUCAUAGAAAUGAAAAAAGACCAAUAUCACCAGCUGAAACAACUAGAGAAUUGAAAAAACAUCGAUCUCCAUCGCCACGAGUUAAAUCUCGUAAAAAAUCUCCAAAACGAUCACCUAGAAGAUCACCACCACGGCAAGUAAAAAAGUUUCAACGUGAAGACAUUCGAUUGAGAUCUCCAAGAAGAGUAUCACCUAAAUAUUCGCCGAAAACAAGGUUAUCCAAGUCUCCUCGGCGUUCUCCUAUAAGAUCGCCUCUUAAACGGUCUCCCAAACGAUUCUCACCUAGAGGAAGAUCUUAUUCUCGAUCUCCUCCAAGACGGCGAUCACGUUCACCCAGAAAUGUAUCUCGCUCUCGGUCACCUAGAAAUAUCCGUACUCGAUCUCCUAGGCCUCCUCGAUCGAAAUCUCCAAAUUCACCUGAAUAUUUAUCACCAAGAUCAAGGUCAUCAAGAUCAAGAUCACCGACAACACCUAUGUCAAGAACAUCUCCAACCCCCAUUCCAAGAUCACCUACAUAUACAUUAGCAGUACGUUCUAAAUAUCUCGACGCAUCACCUCGACAUUUUUCAUCACGAUCGCCACAGUUUUCACCUCGUCGAUCACCUUGGUCAUCACCUAGAAAUUCUCCUCGAUUGUCACCGAGACGAAAACGUUCUCCUAUUGAAGAAUCAUCUCGAAAAAAUCGUUCUAGGACUCCACCUGAUAAUUCUAGUUAUAAAAAAGAUAUAUCGCCAUCUAGAAGAAAAAAUUCGUCCCCAGAUUUAUCUAAAUUAAAAAAUAAAUCGACUACAAAAGAAUCUAGUGAAACAACAACUAACGAUCCAAUUCUUGAAGCUCGUAGGAGAAAAUUUGAAUCAACACGACCAAUCGAUCCAAUCAAUGACAAUAAGAAAAUUAAAUUAAAUACGAAGACAUCGGUGAAAAAAGCGAAUGUUUUGGAUAAUAUGGAAUUGGAUACUCUUGAAAUAAAGGCUCAAGAAAUAAUGGAAGAAAUGUCGGAGAAUGAGUUGUGUUUACAAAGUAGUUUUGAUUUUGAAGACUUAGCCGUUAAAGUUGAUAAUAAUUCAGUAAAAGAUGAAGCAUUACCUGAAGAUGUUGCUCCAGUUCAAGUUAAAGGUCGUGUAAAGAAGAAAAAGAAAAAAGACAAAGAAAUUUAUCGAGUGGGAAAACUGAAAGGUGAAUUGCCAUUGUCAGAACGUAUUGGUAAAGAAAAGAAGAGCAAGAAAAAAAUACGAGCGAGUCCAGAACAUUCAAAUGAUGAGGCAGAAACUGCGACAGAUGAAAUUCCGAAUGAAGAAGCAGAUUUAAGAACAGAACUGAGCAGGAGACGAGCAGAAAGAUUGAAUCGAACUGUGCCAUUUCAGUCUGCUAGACUUUUGCAAUCUGCAUUCAAAGGGGUUGUUAAUGAAGUUGUUAAAAAUAAUGCAAAAAUCAGUCAGCGACAUUUGGCUAAAGGAGAUGAUAAAAAUGCACAGAAAGAAGUUCGUCGAGUGACUGUAUUGCAUAGAUCCAUAACUGAUUUACAUGAUUCUGAAGAUGAAACAGUUGAUUCAAAGAUUCCUGUACGGCUGAGACUUGGAAUUAAUAAAUCGACCCAAGAAAUACGUGAAUCAUCGAAAUCAUCAAGAAAAUUAUCAAAACGACAAGGUCGUAAGGGGAAAAAAAAGUCUCAUUGACAGAAAUGAAUACUUUUACGAAGAAAAAAAAAA